AUGGAUGGCCUCACUCGCCUGCAAUGUCGUUCACUGAUGAAGCUCUCCCGCCAUGUUCCUCGAGCUGCGACUUACACACGACAUGCAUCCACCGUCACUACCACCAAUUCUCCCAAUAACAACAAAGAAAGAGUCGUAGUCCUCGGCUCCGGCUGGGCAGGCUACGCCGCUGCCCGUACCCUCUCCCCUUCCAAAACCACCAGAGUCCUCAUCUCCCCUCGCUCCCACUUCGCAUUCACACCUCUCCUCGCAUCCACAUCCGUAGGAACCCUCGAGUUCCGCGCAGCCAUCGAGCCAGUUCGCCGUCUCGGCCUCGACGAGUUCCACCAAGCGUGGGCAUCAAGCAUCGACUUCAAGAACAAGACGAUUCGGGUCGAGGCCAAUGAGCGCGGAGACGUCAGCGCCGCCACCAACAGGCCGCAGAUCAAGGGGGAGGAGUUCGACGUCAAGUACGACAAGCUCGUCAUUGCGGUAGGAUGCUACAGUCAGACCUUUGGCAUCGAGGGCGUCAAGGAGCACGCUCAUUUCCUGCGGGAUGUGGGUGACGCGCGGGCUAUUCGGCUGCAGGUCCUGCAGGCGUUUGAAACGGCUGAUUUACCGACGACAAGUGACGAAGAGAGGAAAAAAUUGCUGCAUUUUGCUAUCGUGGGCGGUGGUCCUACGGGGAUAGAGUUUGCCGCUGAGCUGCACGACUUGAUCAAGGAUGACUUGUCGCGCAUGUAUCCCAAACUGAAGAAGCAUUGCGCCAUCACCGUCUACGACAUUGCGCCCAAGGUGCUACCCAUGUUUGACAGCAAGCUCGCCGCAUAUGCCACCGAGACGUUUAAACGGCAGGGCAUACGAGUCAAAACGGAGCAUCAUCUCACUCGCAUUCGUCGUGAGGGCCGCCACCUCAUGCUCCAGAUAAAGGAGGAGCCUGAAGAAAUUGGCGCUGGCAUCGUAGUCUGGAGCACUGGACUCAUGCAGAACCCCCUCGUCAAGACGCUCGUCGAGUCUGAAAUCGAGGGAAUCGGCAAGAUUGCAAAGGAUCCCAGAACAGGGGGCAUCGUCACCAAUUCCAACUUGCAAGUGCAGCUGCAGGGUCCCGCCGAAGAUGCAGAGACGACAACACUGAAGGAUGUGUACGCUGUUGGGGACUGUAUUUCCGUCCAGGGCGCAAAUUACCCUGCCACGGCUCAGGUGGCCAGUCAACAGGCUGUGUACCUGGGCAAACAGCUGAACAGGGGGGACGAUGAGCCGAGCAAGCCGUUCAAGUUUAAGAACUGGGGUGUCAUGACGUACUUGGGGAGCUGGAGGGCGAUUCAUCAGAGCGAUGCGGAUAAUCUGAAGGGGUGGGCGGCGUGGGUGCUUUGGCGGACGGCGUAUUUGACGAGGAGUAUGAGUGUGAGGAAUAAGAUUAUGAUUCCGGUGUAUUGGGCUAUUACUUGGAUCUUUGGGCGGGAUAUUUCUAGAUUUUAG
Pochonia chlamydosporia 170 is the source of this 1458-nucleotide messenger RNA. RefSeq names its product pyridine nucleotide-disulfide oxidoreductase. The transcript has 2 exons. Lineage: Eukaryota; Fungi; Ascomycota; Sordariomycetes; Hypocreales; Clavicipitaceae. The record is from RefSeq and is a predicted model, not a curated record. Gene Ontology annotation, molecular function: NADH dehydrogenase activity. The coding region runs from base 1 to 1458 and encodes 485 amino acids.